Molecule: messenger RNA, 4707 nt
Organism: Dothidotthia symphoricarpi CBS 119687
Lineage: Eukaryota; Fungi; Ascomycota; Dothideomycetes; Pleosporales; Dothidotthiaceae
Exons: 7
Coding region: 1-4707 (1568 amino acids)
Biological process (GO): regulation of transcription by RNA polymerase II
Cellular component (GO): mediator complex
Molecular function (GO): transcription coregulator activity
Source: RefSeq, a predicted model, not a curated record
AUGACUUCCCGUCCUGGCCCGGGGAAUAUCGACUCUCUGCAGUCCCGUGGCAGCGGAGGGGCUCCUCGGACCCACGUGCGGCGCCCGCCUGCCGCCUCCAGUCUGCCUCAGCCGGACUGCAUCGACCCAACCCUCGAGGACGAGCGCCCAGCGCUGCACAAUGCCACGGCCGACGCUGCGAGGCCGCCGCCGCACGGAAGGCCGCCGCUCUUCUUCACCACGACGCCGAGCAGCGCCGCCGACCUGUCCAUGCAGCCGUGUCCGUACCAGCCGCCGGUCAAUCUGCCGGCUCCGCCGCGGCCGGGCUCCGUGCAUCUAGGGGAAGCUUCGCAGCAGCGCCGCAUACUGCCUGGCGGGACGGGUGUCAAGGACUCGCCCGCGCUCCAGGCGCCCGAGGUGCUGCCUCCGCCGGUCCAGUUUCCAGGGGGGAAGGCGGCCGAUGUGUUUCCGUGGACGGGCAACAGCGCCGAGGACACGCUGUCGGAGACGCUGGUCAAGGGCGGCGUCAGCAACAAGCCGCAGAUUAUGAACGAGACGAACACGGCCCGCCCGUCGCUGUGGUCGAACCUCAAGAACAAGUCGGGCCUGACGACGCUCUCCACCCUGUUUGUCGCCGUCCUGGAGAAGCGCCAACAGAGCGGCCGUCUGCACGCCCCACACACAUUCAAACCGCCGCCGCGCCUCACACUGAGAGACUCGACGCGGGAGCAAUGGCUGCAUGAUUUGGCAAAUCCGGCUAUCGGCCUCCGCAGGCUCAGCCGUACCAUUCCCCAUGGCCUUACAGGCAAGGUGCUGCUGGAACAAUGCCUCAACAAGAAGAUACCUCUCCCGCGAGCGCUGUGGUUGUCCAAGUGUGUUGGCAUCAACGAGCUGCGCGCGCACAAGAGAAAGGGGCAGGCAGGCACCUUGACAUGGGUCAGAGGCUGGACUAGCUCCGUGGAGCAGUUCCUGGAUGCCGUUAUCGCAUCCAUAGGGCAAGGGGACUGGAAGCCUCGGAUCACCUACUCGCUCCAAUUCGCUACCCACCUGUACAAGGAACAUCUUCUUGAUGACGACCACUUUCUCGAUUGGAUACUCAACUGCCUGGAUGCAUGUCCCAACGAGCGAUUGUUCGUCUGGCUCCUUGUCGUUUCCGUGUCGCACUACUGGAUUGAUAUCGUCUCUUGUCGUCGGAGAGGCAAGCGCUUGGCUGAAGCGCUCCUCAACCAUCUUGAAAAGUUAUACCGAGUCGAUGAUCAGAACCCAUCUUCGGCUGUGCUACAAUAUCUGGAAACUACUCUGACGAAACUGCUCCUUACUCGACCGGCAUGCUUGCUGCUCCCAACUACUUGGGCCAGGCAUGGAGUUCUUCUUGACACAUUCGCAGCUAGAAUGCAGCACCCGCAGAUCAUACAAGCUGUUCAAAGACUUCGGGCGCGAGCCAGUCGCCUAUUGCAUUUUGACAAAAACGUUACAUCUACCUCCCAAGCUCCUGCCGGCCGAGUCCAUCAUCUUUUGGACUCUGUGGAUUACAGCACCCCUAUUCGUAUAGAAGAUCUAUCGAAACAGUGUAUGGAAUUGAUUCCGGAUGCGCCAUUUCUUCUCUCUGUUGUCUUGCAGUGGGCAUGUUCAAUCUAUCGUGGAGAGUCAUGCAGGAUUUAUCUAGCAACUCGGUUGCUCCGCAGGUGGAGUCAUCUUGGUGCAGACGUGUAUGACGCCGUCAUAUCGUAUCUUUGCAGCAUGGCCUGGGCCGAGACUGGCGAACCAUGUACUGUUUUCAGAGUUGUUGCUGAGCUGGUCCGCUCCAAGACAUUCGCCGCUGGUCGCUAUCUUCAGUGGCUCAUUGCUACGGGUUCCUUGAGCAGCGAUCCAAAUCUUUCGUCGCCAACUGCCUGGCCCUUGCGCCUGAUUACCGAAAUACCUCUUAGCGGACUCUCAGACCAAGUACGCACUCUGCGAUGCACUCUCCUACGAGGAACUGCGUAUUCGGCAGAUCUGGAGGAGCAAGCGCUUGAUUAUGCCAAGCACGCCAUGCGUCAGAAGAUACCGACCAUGUUUGGUUUGGGCACUUCGGUCACCGACUUGCCUGAGAUUGAUGUAAAGCGACUCAACUCAACGGUGAAACUCGAGCUCGGUAUUUGGUUACGCAAGCAAGUAGCCCGAUAUGCAGAGGUCAACCAGCACGUCCCAACCAAGGACCCGUCUAUCGAGGAGACCGCUGCAGUGGCCUUGAUCAGUGCUCACGACUUCCAUACGAUCAGGGCCUACCUGGAGCACUUCGGAGAUCUUGCCAUACUCGCCGAUGUUGUCAACAUCACAACAUCCUCUUUGGACCCCAAUGUGCUCGCCUGUGCUGCGGAUACUCUUAGCUUCCACACGAAAGAUUUCCGGGCUAUCGGUGCGUUGGAUACUCUGUUCAACCGGGUUGCGAUGAGAUACGCCGCUAUCAGGACGAUUCGAUUCCCCGACCGGCAGCUCCUCCUCAGCCUGACCAAUUUAGCUCAAGUAGUACCGGGCGAUGGACAACUCUUGCAGCUAUUGAGUUACGACCUUAGCCGACUUGAUCAGAAGAAUUCAAUCGCCGCUUGCUCCCCUGCCUCGGACAACAUGGGCGAAGUCACGCAAACUACCGGAUCGAAUUCGGACGACGAAAUCGAUCGUAUACUCUCGAGCGGUACUAGUAUGGAUCACCAAAUGAUGGGUCGUGUAUUGCGCAAGAUUAUCUGCAAUCUCGAGGAAAAUGUUGCUAUCAGUCACCAUCAGUUUGACAACUAUCCAGCCUGGCUGCAUCGUUUGCGUAGCUUUGACGAGCCUACUUUCGACAUGAUCGUUAACGAAUGGAUGAUUUCGUCCUUAAUGAGCCACCGAGUAGAGACCCUACGACUCGCUCUGCCGUGUUUGGUGGGUUCAGCCUGUAUGGGCUUGUCAAGUUUCCUGGAUACCUUGCGAGCUUGCGUUGCCCGGCUCAAGACUGGACCGCCUGAAGGUGCAUUCCAUGUUGCUUUGGAGGGACUUCGUAUCCUUUUGCCGUCCGAAGAGCUAGUCCGGGUAUGUUCGCCGCAAGACGCUUAUCGUUAUCAACUGGAGCAGCAUAGCCUAUGUCACCGGGCGGACAGCCGUAUUCUCCAGUACAUUGGAGAUGUAGCCGAGCUUGCGUCGUGUACCCCUUCAGCGGAGAUUCAUGGACAACUGUCGAGUCUAUUGACCAGCAAGCCGGUACUCUUUAUCUUGAAGGACAAGAUCAUCGCCGAUCCAGGGUGUUUGUCGAAACUGCGCUCAGAACGCUCGAACUGGGAAGCCGUUAUGUCAUACUUCAAGCCUCCGCUAGAUGCUCUUCUAGACCCUCUUGGUCAUCUGCAUCUGUCUGAGAAAAGUCUCGAGCUGCAAAUACCUACGAUCUUUGGAAUUGCGAACGAACUGUCCCUACCUUUCUGCCAAGCAGUCAUAGAACAAAUCUUUGCCUCAGACGUGGCACUUACUGGAGACUCGACCGAUGCGCUUUCUAUAGCUCUGCUCGGCGCUAUCAAGACCGCUGUCGAAGAGGAUCAGUCAGCGGGGUUGAAAUUGCUCGCUACCUUGGACCACGUUCUCACCGAUAAGAUACGACAGUACGCUGAACGCGAGAUUAUCAAUGCAUCUGCUUUUCUCACGAAUCAUACUGGACUCCAAUCCCAAGAGCCGGGUCACGUCUCAGCCGCUCUGGUCCAAAAGUACCUUGCAGUCCUCGAUCUGACUUCGGGUAAACGAACGGACCCUUCGGACCAGCUAGUAAUGCUUGUAGCGUUGGUAGAUCGACUUAAAGGUGUAGCACAAGCGCUUGGAGACUGUGGUGACAUGGAGACGCGGCUCGGGCCAGCAAACGCCUUGUUGGUCGCGAACACAUAUGCAUGGCUGAAUGCGUUGCUUCGCAUUACCGUCACUCAUAGCUCGACUCUGCUGCGCGAUGCUACACAUCAACACCAAACCGCUCUGAUGGCGGCGGUAAAGUCACUUGUCACCCACUCUGCUCUUGACUUGCACCCGUCCAUUGCAGAGCACAUCUUCGACGUUGCAGUCCUUCUGUCCGACUGCGUCUCCGACGACGUCCGCAACCAAUUCGCCCGUCCCGACAACAGCAGAUCAUCAGACGAUCCGCGCUGUCUAUUCAUCCUAGGAAGCGUCGCCCACGUAGACGGCUGGCUCGCCUUGACAAAACCCGUCAACCCUCCCGCGAACCCACAAACCCUACCAACGCCGCAAACCCAAGCCCCAACACCCAACCAGGCCCACCACACCGAACCUGCAACCUCCCAGCAACGCUACCUAUCCCAACAACAGCAGCGCCAACAGCAAAUCGCGCAAGCCCAACAAGCACAACAACUCCGCACCUACCCCCAAUACCCCCAACACGCCGUCCAACCCCCUAACAACAAGUCCCUCCCCGCACAACUCCAGCGCACUGCGUCUCCCCAGACGGCGCCCUCCCCCCUCCAGCAAAUGCAACACAUGCAACAAAUGCAGGGCCGCGCCAUGCAAUCUUCCCCCGCCCACGCCCAGCGCCUCACUCCCGGCUCCGCCGCCUCGAGCCCCGCGCCCAGCAAAUUACAGCCCAGACUCGAGAAGACGGUCCGUCAGUACCCGUUUGUCCAGCCUAGAUGGGAGGUGCUGGCUGAGAGCUCGGGGAAUCAGAAUCAGAAUGCGAAUGAGACGGCGAUUAGCUUGAGCUUGUUUGGGGCUAGGAGGGUGUAG